AUGAAGAAGUGCCACCUCUCAAAAUACAAGUCCCUGCCACCCCGGGAACUGGAGACCUUCAAGAAUGUUAAGGACAGAUUUGAGGACAUCGUGCUGUUGUCAAACCGAAAAUGCAACACCAAGAUUUUCCACCGGAACUGGGAAGUCAAAGAGCUGUCGGUGCACGACAGAAUGAUCCUGGUGAAGGAGGAGCUGCACCUCGUUAUUGACGUGCUGGAGAACUUUGAGGAUCCCAGUCUGUCUGAGCCGCUUGUGAGGCCAUUAGAAAUCCUGAGGCACAUCAGAGAGGACUUGAAGAUCUGCGAAACUCCAGGAUGCUUGGAAGCAUCUGUGAUCCUCAAUCUCUUCCGGCUGCUGAACAAUGACUUGAAGUGCGCAGCCUACAUGGAGUCCUGCACCUAAACGCCAGAUCUUUACACUGUCUCACCUCAUGCAUCUAAUCAGACACUGGAGAGCCCAGCGAAUGGGAACCCUGAAUCCUUCCUACAGGACACUGUAUUUUAACCAGGCGUGAUGCUCUUUCCAUCUUGGCAUUUUACCAUGGAUC
Messenger RNA from Malaclemys terrapin pileata, 547 nucleotides. Its product is annotated as interferon lambda-3-like. Gene Ontology annotation, biological process: defense response to virus; positive regulation of immune response; cell surface receptor signaling pathway via JAK-STAT. The transcript has 4 exons. Gene Ontology annotation, molecular function: cytokine activity. The record is from RefSeq and is a predicted model, not a curated record. Lineage: Eukaryota; Metazoa; Chordata; Testudines; Emydidae. Bases 1 to 402 code for a protein of 133 amino acids.